This is a messenger RNA of Sinocyclocheilus grahami, 1229 nucleotides long. Its product is annotated as putative nuclease HARBI1. The transcript has 3 exons. The record is from RefSeq and is a predicted model, not a curated record. Bases 97 to 1143 code for a protein of 348 amino acids. NCBI's taxonomy places the organism in Eukaryota, Metazoa, Chordata, Actinopteri, Cypriniformes, Cyprinidae.
AGCCGCUGAACAGGGCGUUUGUUACGGGAGCGACGUCACAUCUCAAUGUCGGCGUACACAAACACUCUCCAGUGCAGGUCCUCCUGAGUGUGUGGAAUGGCAAUCUCUAUUGCAAUCCUAGACUGUGACCUGCUGCUGCAUGGCCGUGGGCACAAAACACUUGAUCGAUUUGAUAUCGAGACAGUGUCAGAUGAAUUCCUGCUGACAACAUUUGGCUUCCCACGUGAGUUCAUUUAUUAUCUGGUGGAACUGCUAAAGGACAGCUUGUUGAGACGGACACAGAGGUCACGAGCCAUAAGCCCAGAUGUUCAGAUACUCGCAGCCCUGGGAUUCUACACAACCGGGUCCUUCCAGAGCAAGAUGGGCGAUGCGAUCGGCAUCAGCCAGGCCUCCAUGAGUCGUUGUGUUUCUAACGUCACUAAAGCUCUGAUUGAGAAAGCACCAGAGUUUAUUGGCUUCACUAGGGAUGAGGCCACCAGGCAGCAGUCUAAAGAGGAGUUUUACCGAAUAGCAGGAAUUCCUAAUAUCAUGGGAGUAGUGGACUGUGCACAUAUAGCCAUUAAAGCUCCCAAUGCAGACGACUCUUCCUAUGUAAAUAAAAAAGGAUUUCACUCAAUCAAUUGCCAAUUAGUAUGUGAUGCCAGAGGACUGCUGCUGAGUGCUGAGACACAUUGGCCAGGUAGUCUGACAGAUAGAACUGUCUUUAAGCAAUCCAGUGUGGCAAAGCUUUUUGAAGAGCAAGACAAUGACGAAGGUUGGCUUUUAGGUGACAACCGUUACCCUCUGAAGAAGUGGCUGAUGACUCCAGUCCAGAGUCCAGAGUCCCCUGCUGAGUACCGCUAUAACCUGGCCCACACAACGACGCAUGAGAUUGUGGACCGCACAUUCAGAGCCAUUCAGACACGUUUCCGGUGUCUGGAUGGGGCAAAAGGUUACCUGCAGUAUUCUCCAGAGAAAUGCUCCCAUAUCAUCCAAGCCUGCUGUGUACUACAUAACAUUUCCCUGCAGUCUGGCCUUGAUGCCUGGACUUUUGAGAGGACUGAGGCCACGGACCAAUCAGGGGAGAAUAUCGAUCUCAAUGACACUGUCGACCCAGAGGCUCUCAGAGUUCGACAGGAACUCAUCCAAAAUCAUUUCAGUUAGGAUGGAAUUCACCAUUUAAUUGUUUUAAAGAUACACAUUGUUAUUGUUUUCCUGUAUGCAAACAUUUUGUUCAGGGAUGGUCCCUC